AUCUGUGUCCAUAUUCGAACAUAGGAAUGGGGCGAUACAGCUACAGUCAACCUUCAAGUAGUUCUAGAAGGUUGUGGAGUAAUGGAGAACCAGAAGUGAGCUCUACUCCUUUGCGUCGAUCUAUGAGUUGUGGAAUUCCUAACAGAUGCUACUGCGGUUUGCUUACCGUGAUGAGACCAAUGGACAGUGCAGACGAAUAUCCUGGUAGGAUGUUCUUUGGAUGCAAGGAUUAUAAGUUUAGUCCCCCUCAUCUAGUCAAUUGGUGGGAUGAGGCCGAAGCACAGAAUCGGAUUGAGGCAGAACUAGCUCAACUAAAAGAGCUAGUUGUAGACAAGAAGCGUUUGAGAUGCCUUGAGCUGAGG
Messenger RNA from Thlaspi arvense, 362 nucleotides. The record is from the annotation of a GenBank genome assembly. NCBI's taxonomy places the organism in Eukaryota, Viridiplantae, Streptophyta, Magnoliopsida, Brassicales, Brassicaceae.